AUGGUGCUCUCCCUUUCUCUCGUAGUUUUAGGGUUUUUUUGCAGUUCAUUAGUUCUAUGUAAAAGAGAUGAACCUGUAUGUUUUAAAUCUACGGAUAGCAGUGGAGCCUAUCCAUGUGAAAGUCGUCCAAGUAAAGAACCACUCAGUUUACAGUACAGCAAAGUACAAAUUAGUAAACCUGCACCAUUCUUCGAAGGUAUCGCUGUUAUCAAUGGAGAAUUUAAAGAAGUUAAUUUGAACGAUUUCAAAGAUAAAUAUCUCGUGCUCCUCUUCUAUCCAUUGGACUUUACGUUUGUAUGUCCCACUGAAAUCAUCGCUUUUGCAGAUCGUAUUCAAGAAUUUAAAGAUAUUAAUACUGAAAUUGUUGCAAUCUCGGUCGAUUCACAAUUUACUCAUUUGGCCUGGUUAAAUACACCGCGUGAACAAGGUGGCCUAGGAAAGAUUCAAAUUCCACUCUUGUCAGAUUUAACACAUCAAAUUUCUAAAGAUUAUGGUGUAUUUUUACAAGACGUCGGUCAUGCAUUGAGAGGAUUAUUUAUUAUUGAUGGCCGUGGUAUUCUUCGUCAAAUAACAAUGAAUGAUCUCCCUGUUGGUCGAUCAACUGAUGAAACACUUCGACUUCUUCAAGCUUUUCAAUAUACUGAUAAACAUGGCGAAGUAUGUCCUGCUGGUUGGCGUCCAGGCUCAGACACAAUUAUUCCAAAUCCAGAAGAGAAACUGAAAUAUUUCAGUAAAAAUUAUGAAACAAAAAAGAACUAA
Molecule: messenger RNA, 759 nt
Organism: Rotaria socialis
Lineage: Eukaryota; Metazoa; Rotifera; Eurotatoria; Philodinida; Philodinidae
Source: the annotation of a GenBank genome assembly